This is a messenger RNA of Felis catus (domestic cat), 2528 nucleotides long. RefSeq names its product sperm tail PG-rich repeat containing 1 (gene STPG1). The transcript is spliced from 10 exons. Bases 367 to 1317 code for a protein of 316 amino acids. Lineage: Eukaryota; Metazoa; Chordata; Mammalia; Carnivora; Felidae. Gene Ontology annotation, molecular function: histone binding; chromatin binding. Gene Ontology annotation, biological process: epigenetic programing of male pronucleus; positive regulation of mitochondrial membrane permeability involved in apoptotic process. The record is from RefSeq and is a predicted model, not a curated record. Gene Ontology annotation, cellular component: germinal vesicle; male pronucleus; female pronucleus.
UUGAAGCGUAGGGGGAGAGCCUUGGGGAGGCGGCGCCCUCCUCCAGCUUCGCGCUCACCUGGAGGGGGUCCCCUCUAGCGGCCGCACCAAGAACGUUGGAACAAACCCCGCUCUCGCUCUCCGGAGAGCUCAGAUCCUCGCAACAACCUUCUGAGAGGGACGUGGAGCUCAUGCCCAUUUCACAGAUGAAGAAAUGGCAUUUGGGCAGAGACCCCCAAGGAGGAGAAAGUAGCCAGAUUUGGUUCAGAUCUGGAGGCAGAGAGACUCAGAGGGAACACCCGAGAGCAGAACGAGGUGCUUAGAAGAACACGUGGUAGAGUUUUUCAUCAAACAAAUGGAACGUGUCGCAGAACUUUGCUACGAUGGAUGACUCAACACACAAAGACCAACACCCUGGCAAAAAACAUUCCAGCAAGGCCAGCAAAGUACAGAAAGGAUAAUAUCCCGGGUCCUGGCUUCUACAAUGUCAUUCACGAAUCUCCGGUGUUCAACAGUGUCUCGCUGUCUAAGAAAGGGACGUGCACUUUUCCCUCUAUGCGUGCCCGACUGGACACCAUCAUUUCUAAAUACCCUGCAGCUAACGCGUACACUAUCCCAUCACAUUUUGUUUCGAAGAAAGACUUCAGUAAUUCCUGUUCCAGCAUGUUUCAGUUGCCAAGUUUUGCGAAAGCCCUCAAAUCUGAAACUCCUGCACCAAACCAUUACAAUGCCUCUGUCUCUUGCUGCAAGCAAAGAAACAACGUCUGUGCCCGAGCCGGGUUUAUGUCCAAAACCCAGAGAGGAUUUUUCACUAUCACUGACACAGGACCUGCCCCAGGGCAUUAUAAUAUCAACGAAUCCCUCGUGAAGCAGUCGCCAAAGGUAUUGACGUCUUGUUUUAAAUCAAAAACUGGACGUGGAUUAAAACUGACAUCAACAGGCCCGGGACCUGCUUAUUACAACCCCAAUGACCACAUCAAAAUUCUGAAAAAGGCUCUUUUCCCGUUCGAAGGCUCACAGGGCUUACUUAUUCCUCAGAUGGUUCUAGAACUUCUGGAACUAACUGCCAGGAGAAACCCCCUCCUGAACUUCUCUGCCCAGCCUUCGCCCCUGCCCCCGAAGCCGCCUCUUCCAGGCCCCGGUCAGUACGAGAUCGUGGACUACGAGGGGCCCCCCAGACACUUCACCUCCAGCGCAUCGUUUGCGUCCAACACCCGCCGGUGGACAGCAGCCCCGUCCCAGCCAGGCCUGCCCGGCCCAGCCACGUACAAGCCAGAAUUCCCUGGAAAACAGUCCUUUCUCUACAACGAGGACAACAAAUGGAUCCCAGUGCUGUAGGGACCCCACACAAGCUCGGGGAGAACCCUGGCCACCAGCCGCCUCACCCAGGCCCCUCAGGACGUUCAUUCAGAGAAUGCCCAUCUCGUGUGUGACAGACGACGACUUGGAGGGCAGAUCUGCCCCUGCCCCCCGUCCCCCGUGGCUGGCGUGGAGCUGGGAGGCUGCGUUUGUCCUUGUCUUGAACUGCCUCCUGGAGAUCGGACACCCGCCUCCACUGACUCCAGUGGUUCCCUGAGCACAAAUGAGGGGUGGACAGAGCCCUCCUUGGUUACCUGCCAUGCACCUGCCCGUGCUGGGACGUGCAGUCCUCCCCGCAGAUGUAAGAGGUUCCUGAAGCUCAGGCUCGAGGGAGAAGGCUGCCAUUGGCAGAUUCCCCAUCUAGAAGCCUGACGCUGGGCCAGGGCUCGAGGUCCAGACUGUACCUGCUGGGUGGACCGCAUAGGACUGCGGCCCGGGCACAACUCCCAUCCUUCACCCUUGACUUCCGGGAGCCGGGAAGGCCCAGAGGUGCUUGUGACAGACUCAAGGGGGUUGCCUGGGCCCGGGCCCCCAGCUAAGCCUACGCACCUCACCUUCAGGAAGAGCAUGGCCCCAGUCACCGUGGUCACUUGUGCUCGGUACCCACCUUCAGGAGAAGGCCACCACAUCCGUUGAGUGGCCCAGCAUUCAACAGCACACGUGGGCAGGCCGCUGCUGGAGCCAGAGCCCUGGAAACAGCAUUCUGAGGGGGCAAGGGGGCAGGGAGGCACCGCUUGGUGCCUGCGGGUUCUUUCUUUUACUGGGACUUUCCUAUCCCCGGGCCUGGCCUCCGUCUCCUCCCAGGCCUCCUGCUCAAGUUUGACACAGCCUUUGAUGAAUCUUUUCUGGCCUGCCACGUCCAUUUCCCCCGGCAAGAGGGAGAGAUUCCCAAAGAACCAAGGGGGAAUAGAAGAAACCACACAUCCCCUCCUUUCCCAAACCUUGAUGUUGUCGUUCACUUCUGCAAGCGGAAGGCACUGAUGCAGCUCCCUCCCCGCUCCCCACGGAGUCCAGGCCCCUCACUCCCGGGGCCCCUCCCCUGACUCUGCUCUGUGACCAGAGGGUGAGUGGCCUUCCCGUCAGAAUGGCCGCUGACUGGCCCCCCCUGUGGGGAGGGGUGGGUGAGGAAGAGGGAGGGAGAAGGAUGGAAUACCAUAUCCAAUUAAACCGACUUCUUGCGUCUCGCCAAA